GUCGGCAAGUUCAGCUUCAGCUUAUGGUGAACGGAGAAGUGCCAAGUUUAUAACAUUAAUUUUAAUUGUUAACAAAUAAAUUCCUACAAAGUUUUAAUCAUUGAAAAAAGUUAAUUUCUAUGACGUUUUAAUACAAUAACGUAAAAGAAAUUUGACUUCAAUUUAUUCUAAAAUUCUACAUCAAAACUGUAGGCCCACUGGUAAUGGAGGCUGAGAAUGAAGAGCACGGAUGCCGCAGUGGAUCCAGUCCAGGCCGGAUUCAGCCAGUCUACUUGGAUGGUCAAGGUCAAGACAACUCAACGUCAAUGAUGACAUCACAACAUCGAGGACCAGACAUGGAUGGAAAGUAUCACACUCACCAUAAUGUUAAUGAUGUACGUACAUUUCUAGACUACAAUUAUUCAAAACUAAUUGAAGAAGAAGAGGAAGAAAAAGAAAUACAAGAACAGCGUGGAGUAGAGUUACAGGUGGAAAAAAGAGAGCACAAACAAGAAAGUGAAUGGAUGCAUAUUGAAAGCAUCUAUUCUGAUUCCCCAGAGAGACAGAUCGGUGAGCCUCAUAUACCUGAACAAUUUGAAAAUGUAGAAGCCAUGGAGGAAGAAGAAUCAUUUGAAACAGACAAUCCAGAUACAUUGGUGCAAUGUAAAGACUAUUCUUCUAAUAAAACACUUGAGAAUUCUGAAAGUAAAAUCAUAUCAGAACUGUGUAUUCCAUUCUUUAAGAACGAAGAUUCUAGUAAAGAUUGCAAUGAAGUGGAUUUAUUAAUUGAAAAUGCAAGAAAGAAUGUGAUUGAUGCUGCAAGUUAUAGUGGACUGACCAAGUGUCAAUUUUGUGGUAAAGAAUUCAGCGACACUAGAGCAUUGAAUCUUCAUUGUAGAAUACACCAAAGUGGAAAACAAUAUGGUUGCACAUUCUGUGACUACAAAACAACACAAAAAACUUAUCUCACCAAACAUAUAAGGACUCACGAAGUAAGACCCUUCAGCUGCAAGUUUUGUGACUACAAAGCAAAAACGAAAUCACAUCUCACCAGACAUUUAGUGAUUCACACAGAAGUAAGCUGCGAUUACUGUGACUACAAAACAACUGUCGCAGGAAAUCUCAUAGCACAUGUACGAGAACACACUGUCCAAAGAUCCUUCAGCUGUGAGCUUUGCGACUACAAAGCAAAAUGUAAAUCGGCUCUUAAUGCACAUCGAAGUACUCACACUACACAAAAAUCCUUUUGCUGUGAAUUUUGUGGCUAUACAACAGCGAUGAAAUCAGAUCUCAUCAAACAUUUAAAGAGAAAACACACCAACGAAAGACCCUUUAGCUGUGAAUUUUGCAACUACAAAGCAAAAGAAAAAUCAUCUCUCAUGAACCAUAUGAAGACUCACAAUGAAGAAAAACCAUUUAGCUGUGAGUUUUGUGACUACAAAGCAAUAUUAAAACAAUAUCUCAUUAUUCAUCUAAGGACUCACACAGGAGAAAGACCCUUCAGCUGUAAACUUUGUAGCUAUACAGCUAGAAGCAAAUUACUUGUCACCAAACAUCAAAGAACUCACACUGAUGAAAGACCCUACAGCUGUGAAUUAUGUAACUACAACGCAAAAGAUAAAUCUGCUCUCUGGAACCAUAUGAAGACUCACAAUGAAGAAAAACCAUUUAGCUGUGAGUUUUGUAACUACAAGGCAGCAUUUAAAAAUAAACUCAUUAUUCAUCUAAGGACUCACACAGGAGAAAGACCCUUCAGCUGUAAAUUUUGUAGCUAUACAGCAAUAAUGAAAUCACUUGUCACCAAACAUCAAAGAACUCACAUUGGUGAAAGACUCUACAGCUGUGAAGUUUGUGACUACAAAGCAUUUGAUAAAUCAUCUCUCACCCGACAUCUAAGGACUCACACUGAAAAAACUUACAGCUGUAAGUUUUGUGACUACAAAGCAACAGUGAAAUUACAUCUUGUCGAUCAUAUAAGGACUCAUACUGGGGACAAACCCUUUAACUGUGACUUCUGCGACUACAAAACAUCAAAGAAAUCAGUGCUCAUCAGACAUGUAAGAAUUCACACUGGAGAAAAACCCUACUGCUGUGAACUGUGUGACUAUAGAACAACACAAAAAUCAAAUCUGACCUCACAUCUAAGGACUCACACUGGAGAAAGAUCCUACAGCUGUGAGUUUUGUGAUUAUAAAGCAACAGAGAAAUCAGCACUUACCAAACAUUCAAGGAUUCACACCGGAGAAAGACCCUUCAGCUGUGAGCUUUGCGACUACAAAGCAAGAUGUAAGUCACAUCUCACCGCACAUCUGAAGAGACACAAUGAAGGAGCAACUUCUUGAACUUCCUUCCUUCCUUCCUUUCAGUUCUUCAUUGACUAUUAAUUAUUAUUGACUCAGUAGAUGUCGAGCAGUGGAAGGAGAAGGUUGUUUGCGUUUGGUGUGCGCUUAUCAGAAAAAUAUAAAGCUGUGUUUCUACUAAUGUUCUCGCUCUGUACAUUCAAAUAAUUACAUUCGGAGGUUAAGUGAGUGUUAUUCGGUAAAUGUGUCAUCAUGAGUCUUUUAGGGUGGUUCAUGAUCAUUCAAGAGAUUCAUAUUGUGAAAUAUUACUCAUAGAUUGGUAAAACUUUCGUAUUUGGUCACAAAAACUACAUAGUUGUUAUUUUAAUUUAAACAUUGUAAAACGUUUUCACAAUUAAUAAAAAUAAUCAUCACUG
Nilaparvata lugens (brown planthopper) is the source of this 2695-nucleotide messenger RNA. RefSeq names its product zinc finger protein 260-like. Gene Ontology annotation, cellular component: nucleus. Bases 204 to 2321 code for a protein of 705 amino acids. The transcript is spliced from 2 exons. Lineage: Eukaryota; Metazoa; Arthropoda; Insecta; Hemiptera; Delphacidae. The record is from RefSeq and is a predicted model, not a curated record.